Molecule: messenger RNA, 1476 nt
Organism: Medioppia subpectinata
Lineage: Eukaryota; Metazoa; Arthropoda; Arachnida; Sarcoptiformes; Oppiidae
Source: the annotation of a GenBank genome assembly
UCGGCGCGAGUGUCCACUCGUUGGCGAAACGCCGUCCGAAAUGUCGAGCGAAACGAACACCACUUCUGGCGCCGUCGCUGUCAACAGGAGAUCCAGCCCUCAGUCUUGGAGACCAUCAGUUCGUACAAUGUUCUCACCAUCGAUGACAUGGAUUCAGACAAGUGUCGCGACAUUUACGUCAAGUGGUAUCGCUAUCAACGGCUCAAACACGUGGACAACACGUGUCUCGAAAGUUACCACACUUUCGGCACUAAAGCCCUAUUCGUCGACAAUAUCACUACAAUUGCUGUCACCGGCACUCUUGUGAUCACUGGUCACCGAUCGGGUGAAGUGAAAGUGACUGACGCUCACAACAAUAUGGCUCCUCUUGUAGUGACCCGACAUAAAGAUCGAGUCAAUGACAUAGCGGUCGUCAAUCUGGCCGGAGAUGAGAUCUACGAAUAUCACAAAAUCAGAUCCGAUGAUUCGGAUCCGUAUCCCACAGAUUAUCCAUCGUUCGCAAACCAUCACCACAUGAUUACAAUCAGCGCCAGUAAUGGCAUUGAGAUCUCACUCAUAGCGGGCCGAGGCGUCGGUCAGUCGUUUAGCAUUUGUCCGCUAUUAGAGCGCCGUUUCAUGAAAGUCCGCGUCUCCAGAGAUCUGUUGGCCAUCUCUGACCAGCACUCACUCGAUAUCACACUCUUUCGUCUGUCUCUCAAUACAAAAGGUGUCGUUCCCGUCGGCACAGAGGCUCUCAAAGCCAACUUCAUUACACACGUGUCGUGUGAACAACAUUUUGCCGAUUCUAACCAUUGGUUGGGAGUCUUUACGUUCAACAAUUAUCAGUUGAAAAGCUUUAGUCACGAAGACACGAAGAUUCUUUGUGGUGAUAUUGAGACAAAUAAUGAGCUCAUCUCUAGUAAAAGCGAUCGUAAAUGGAAGUGGUCUUCAGUGAACGAACUCCACUAUCAAUACGUUCACAAUCGCACCAAUGGAACCGAUUAUGGAUUGGUUUCCGUUAAGAGUGUCUUCUCUUUUGGUGACGGAAUCUUUUUCAUAAUAACGAACCACAAUCAGAUUCUGUUCACGAAUGACUCGAAGACAUUCAUAAUAUGUCCGUUUGAUCACUAUCUCAAAACCGGCGACAAUAUCACAUCUAUAGCGCUGUUCGGCGCAGUGGUUGUCUGCGGUUCCAAAGAUGGCUACCUCUUUGCGCACAGCUGUCCCACACUUAAGCGCAUUCAUUAUCUAACACAUCACGAGCCGUUGCUCGAGACCCGUAUCACUGGCGACCGAAUAAUCAGCGUUUCGAUCACUGAUAACGGGGUGUCUCUGAUGAUAGCCGCGGCCACUCUCACCAAACUCUAUGUGGUGAACUGCACGCCCACAAUGGCCAGUCGGGCCAACUCUAGCGCUCGUUCCGAUAGUGUUAUGAUUGAAAACCCAAGUCCUUGUAGUUCCGAAACUCUGGCAUUGAAGUCGUUGAAAAUUGAAGAC